AGCAGUAAGCGGAGAUGAGCUCAUGAAAUUUACUCACUAUCACUUUAUUCACGGGGAAGAUGAAAUUAUCUAGGGAAUGGAGCGGAAUGGAGCGCCUCGGAGGAAUGGGGUUUCUCUCGUGGCCUGAGAAAGUGUUGUGGGGCAACUCUUCGUGUCCAGUCCUUAGUACUCGGUAGGGACUUUAUAAGUGAUGAUCAGUUGAAUGAGUGCCUCUCACUUACAGGAUGGACAACGCUCUCCUGGAGUCACUAUGCUCUCCUGCAACAGCAGCAUUUCUGGCCAUUCAACCUUCCUCCUCACCGGCUUUCCAGGCCUGGAAGCGGCUCAUCAUUGGGUUUCCCUCCCCAUCAACCUCCUCUGUGUGGUUUCCAUCCUGGGUAACAGUUUCGUCCUCUUCCUGAUCCGCACAGACCCAGCCCUCCACGAACCCAUGUACAUCCUGCUGUCCAUGCUGGCGGCCUCUGACCUGGGCCUCUGUGCCUCCACCUUCCCCACCAUGGUGCGGCUCUUCUGGCUGAGUGCUCGGGAGCUGCCCUUUGAUCUCUGCGCAGCACAGAUGUUCUUCAUCCACGGCUUCACCUACGUGGAAUCUGGCGUCCUCCUGGCCAUGGCCUUUGAUCGCUUUGUUGCCAUCCGGGACCCUCUGCACUAUGCCUCGAUUCUCACCCACUCUGCCAUGGCCAAAGUGGGGGCCGCCAUCCUGGGGAGGGCGGUGCUGCUCAAUCUCCCAGGACCCAUCCUCCUGCGGCGUCUGCUCUUUCCCCAGAUCAGCGUCCUCUCUCACUGCUACUGCCUGCACUGCGACCUUGUGGGACUGGCCUGCUCCGACACUCAGGUCAACAGCCUGGUUGGCCUGGUCUCUAUCCUCCUCUCGCUGGGCUUUGACUCCUCCCUCAUCCUGCUGUCCUACGGCCUGAUCCUGCGGACUGUGCUGAGCAUCGCAUCACCUGGGGAACGACUAAAGGCACUCAACACCUGUGUCUCGCACCUUUGCAUCGUUCUCAUCUUUUACUUGCCCAAACUGGGGCUGUCUGUGUUGCACCGAGUGGAGAAGCACAGCUACCCGGCUCUGGCAGUGCUCAUGGCCAACCUGCACUUCUUGGUUCCGCCCUUCAUGAACCCCAUCGUCUACUGCAUCAAGUCUAAGCAGAUCCGUCAGGGCCUCCUGAGGCGCUUCCAGCAGAAGAGGGUUGAUGUCGCAUAGAAGAGCCGGACACAGUGGCACACAACCUCCGUGGGUCAGCCUGGAUCUUGGGAUGGGAGAGGAUCCUGGUGGAGAGUAAAGUUUUGGGGUGUCUGAAUGGUUCAUUCUUACUCUUGAGCCUUUUGUGGGGGCGCCAUCAGCUUCUGCAGUUGUAGUUUUGGGGGACUGAGACCUUUGAAAAGCAUGUAGAGGAGUCAUCUUGAUGAUCCUCUCAUUGCUCCGAUCAGAGCUGAGCUAUUUCAGACUCAUAGGUACUGCAGCACCUCCUUGCCUAGGGGACUUCACCAAGCUCGCUGAGAGGAUGUGUGUGCUUAGCUCUUUGGGCAGGCACUCCUAUCCUCUUCCCCACUGGAUUUUUGUCCCCAUUUCCUUUCAAGCCAAAGGAAGAAGUAUAUUCCUAUUAUAUUAUGUACACUAAGAAUAUUAUGUAGUAUUAUAUACUUAGGUAUAUUAUUAAGAAAGCUAUAGUCACCUUAAAAUUGGUCCUGUUCUCCCACAUUGAACAUGAACCAGCUCAUAUACCAAGAAAUGGAUCACGUAGGAUAAAACCAUACAUGCUAAGUUCAUCUAGCAUGUAUUGACAUCUUAGAGAGUGGUGCUGUUCUCUGGGUUCUUUUCGUGUGUGUCUCUGCUUUGACAUAGAGAGAAAUGUUGGCAAUGCCAGGCCCCUGAAAGCUGCUCAAGGACUAUUUAGAUUUCCUUAUGAUUAAGUAUUUAGCAUCAUGAUAAUACGCACUUUCUAAGCCUGCAUUAGCGCCCACAGGAGGGAAAAGCCCACAUUUGGUGCUAGAUUCCAUGAUUUUGUCUUUUAAGAAGGCAUUUCUCUCAGGGUUUACUAAUUCUCUGUAUCUCUAUGACUGCCAAUUCCACCAAGUAUGAUUUGAAAAGAUGUAAAUAUUAAUUUUCACAUGUAUUCUGAUGUCACUACUUAGUAACUGAAUGAUGGGUGGGCAAUGUCCAUGCAUGAGACAGUGAAAGGCAUCCCUGCAGCAUUAACAACUCCCAUCUUUCGGGUCUUUAUUUUUUUUUUUCCUUCUUUCCUCGGGGUAGUUCUUUUUAUAAUUCAUUUUUUUAAAAAAUACCACUGUUUUGAAGUAUGAUUGACGUAUAAAACUGUGCAUAUUUAAUGUCUACAACUUGAUGAGUUUGGAGAUAGAUCUACUGUACAGCAUAGUUAACAGUUCUGUAUUGCACCUUAAAAUUUUUCCAAGAGGAUAGAUUUUAAGUGUUCUUACCAGAACAGAAAAAUAAAAAUAAAUAAAAAAGCAAAAGGGAACUUUUGGAGGUGAUGGAUGUGUUUAUGGCAUAAAUGAGGGUGAUGGUUUAAUAGAUCCCUUAAUUUUAUUGGUGUCACCUACUUGAUAUUUUUGAGAUGUGAACCCUAUUAAUCUGAUUGAAUGCUUAUAUCACCAGAGGUUG
Sus scrofa (pig) is the source of this 2623-nucleotide messenger RNA. Its product is annotated as olfactory receptor 51G2-like. The record is from RefSeq and is a predicted model, not a curated record. NCBI's taxonomy places the organism in Eukaryota, Metazoa, Chordata, Mammalia, Artiodactyla, Suidae. Gene Ontology annotation, cellular component: plasma membrane. Gene Ontology annotation, molecular function: G protein-coupled receptor activity; olfactory receptor activity. Gene Ontology annotation, biological process: G protein-coupled receptor signaling pathway.